AUUGUGUGUGGUACAUAGUGUACUGAGAUCUUCCUACUGUCAUUAACGGCGCCAAAAUAAUCGCCAUCUUGGAGGCUGCCGGCAGGGAGUAUGCUGGUUGCUGCCUUUUUAUAUGGUUGUUUCAUGCUUUAUAUGUCAAGUUCAACUUGUGGUUCAACAGUUAGCUCGAUCCCGUAGGUUCUGAAAAUGGUAUUCGUUUGAGUAAGAUGUCGGCGAAGAAUUUAUGGUUGAGAGUCUGUGCUACAGAUUGAUCUGUAUGUGUUUGAGGUCCCGCUCCGGCUAUGACAGCGGCUCGAGCGAGGAGGACGUGUCUGAUGAAUCCGCUGCCGAUGAGAUGCCGCCUACAGUUCGGAGUGGAGGCCGCAAGUCCAUCAACAAGGGCCGCUGGAGUAAAAAUGAAGAUGGGCAGUUAAAACUGUUGGUGGAGGAGUAUAACGAGAGGUGGGACCUCAUCUCGCGGCACUUCCCCGAUCGCUCCGAUAUGCAGUGUCAGCAGCGCUGGCAGAAGGUCGUCAAUCCGGAGUUGGUGAAAGGACCUUGGACCAAAGAGGAGGAUGAAAAGGUUGUUGAACUGGUGAAACGAUAUGGGCCAAAGAAAUGGACACUCAUUGCCCGUCAUCUGAAGGGACGGAUUGGGAAGCAGUGUCGUGAACGUUGGCAUAACCAUCUAAAUCCUGCUAUCAAGAAGACAGCUUGGACAGAAGAUGAAGACAGGGUGAUCUAUGAAGCCCACCGUCAGUGGGGUAACCAGUGGGCCAAGAUCGCUAAACUGCUUCCUGGCAGGACUGAUAAUGCAAUUAAGAAUCACUGGAACUCUACAAUGCGUCGAAAGUAUGAGUCGGAGGAAAAAACGGGAGUAACAGUAGAAGCAAAACGUGGCAAGGGUAAGGCCAAAGCCCAAGCAUGUACCCCAGAUGGUUAUAGUGGUAUUGAGUCAGUGAGCAGCGUACAAUACCAGACUGCAGCACCCAGCUACCAAGAAGGUUCCCAGCAGUCUCCUGUACAACAAGGUGUUGUUGGAGAAUACCCAACACUUGCAGCUAUUACUUUGGACGUGUAUGAGGGCACUGAUUGGUCUCCAGAGUAUUAUGAUACAUUGAGUCAUUCAAGUGCUGGAUACUCUCAGACUGGCCCAAGUCCAGUGCCAUCUGCAAGUCCUGUAGUAUGCCAGGUGUCACAUACUCUUAAGCCAGCUGAAAAAAAUAUGCCACCUAAUUAUGAGCAGGAAUAUAAGCCACAAUCCCCUCAACACAGAACGUCAUCACAGAUAUUUUCACCACUCAGGGAAUUUGAUUUUGAAAUUCUGAACACACAAUGUACUCCACUGAAACUGGUUCCCUCACCAGAUGAAGGAUUUGCAGAUUUAAAUAUGAUGGACUUGGUAACUGAUAGUGAAUAUAUUGCCUCUAACAUUUCACCAGAGAAGGAGAUGGCUGAAAAGAAGCAGUUGCAUAUAGGUUACACAUGUGAUAGUCAAACCAUCCACACUACAAGUAAUAAUGUGACAUGUUCAGGCAUGACUGCUGAUAGUCUAAUUCAUGUCACUCCUUCAUGUGUUGGCAAUAGAUUAUCUCCACCAUGUAUAUUAAGGCGAGGUUCUCGCCACAAGCGACGAAGAAGUAAAACUUCAGAGCAGCUGAACAAUUCAUCUGAUUUCAUUUUACCUGAUGACCUUUCUGUAUCAAAGUAUAUGGAUGACACUGGAAUGUGUUCAUCAUAUCUCUCCAUCCCUAAUCUGGAUCCUCACAGGACACCAGUAAAAGCAUCACCUAUAAAGCCAUUACUGUUCAGCCCAUCACAGUUCUUAAACAGUCCAAACCUAUCCUUUAAUGUGGGUUUAUCAGCGACGCCCCUACGACGAUGUACUGUCACUGCACAGUCUACGCCUCUGCAGCAGCAGGCAGAGCAAGAGAAGGAAAACAGUCCAGGACUCCUGAGUACUCCAUAUUCUUUCCCAAUGCAGCCAACGAAGCUAAGUCUGAUGAACAGGAACAGUGAUCCUGAUCAUUCCACCCCAAGUAAAGCGAGACGGUGUCUUGCUGAUCCUAUGCCGAGAACACCAACACCAUUCAAGAAUGCCCUGGCUGAACUAGAAAAGAAUGGAGGCAUUGCUAAAUACAUGCCACAGAGCCCUACUUGCCUGGUUGAAGACCUUACGGAGAUCAUAAAGAAAGAACAAGAUCUGUCAGAUUCACAAUAUGAAACAGACAGUAGUUUGCUGUACUCAAAUCAGGAGAUGCUUCAAGACAGCGGUUAUUUAACAGCAAAGCGCAAGGUGUUGCUGCCCAUUGGAAAAGAGAAUGCUCAACCGAACAAGAGGGUAAGGAAGGCAUUGGCACCUUCAUGGAGUACACCAGGAAAUAUUUCUGUACCAGGGGUCACUGACAUUUCCUACACAGCAGAGACACCGAGCAAGUCACUUGGUGGGCACACGUCAGUUCUGUUCUCACCACCAUCCAUUGUGCGAGAUAUCCUGUCAGAGGAGGUAGUUUUUAUAUCGACAUCGGCACAUGUGCAGCACCAGCAACAGCGAUCCUCUCCAGUCACAAAGAAUCCCGGUACCUACCUGAGGCAUUCUGCUGUCAAGCGGAUCCACUUUGGAGACGUAACACACGAACGGAAACUGCCGAAGCUCGACGUGAGAUGGGAGAUGGUAGCUUGUGGGAAGACCCAAGAUCAGUUGGAUCUUACAGAACAAGCACACAAACUUCUCAAUAUGACCACUACACUCAAACCUCGUUCGCUGAACCUGUAGAGAACUGCACAUUGGGAUGGGGUCUUCAUAUAGCAUGCAGUAGUACAGAGGUGAAGGCUUAGCUACUCGGUGUGGAUGCUUUAUUGAUAUGUUCCUGUGGACUGCAGGCUGUAUGCCGGCCCUUUAAAGGGCAUGUACCUGUGGAAGAAAGAAAUGGACCUCAUCAGCUGUAAGUUGUGGGGACCUGCAACACAUGUGUUGCCUAUAGAGUGCCGCUUUGAAGGCUUCAGUGGAAUCUCAUGCAUUUGCUAUAUUUAUUUACAUAAUUUUAGAACCUUUAGAAAAGUUUCUUUGUAAAUUUGCGGUAUAAGAUGACUUUUUGAGUGUUCAAAUGCAUAUGUAUGUUCCCUGUAAUCUGAUGUUUUGGGGACUGUAAUGUGCAUGUCUGUAUAUGACAGUAAUCCUUUAGAAUUCCAAGUCUUUUGCAUCACACUUGUUUAUAUGUAUAACUUAACACUUUGUCAAUCUCCUCGAGUAUUGAGAUUGAGGAGUUUAAAGAGACUGAUGAUAUUAUGACAUGCAGAAAAGAAGAUUAACCUAAGAAUUCACUAACAAGGAAGGAAAAGUAGUGAUGAUACUCCUUGUAUUCUUUUGCGAGAAAUAGGUUUGGUAAUUGUAAAAGGAAAUUAAAUCUAAAUCUUAGUGCAAAUUAGGGUAAAUAAAAUUAUGUAGGUAAAUACAGUGCUUUUAGAUCUGCUUGUUAUAAAUGUUAUGUCAUUUAUUUUAAGAGUUCUCGUUUGUGCAUUGUUAUACUGAUUUUUUUUAUUUUUGCACACUUAAUGAAAAUUAAUGUUUUGUAUAAAUGGUGAGGAGAUAAAAGUCUCAGGAAAAAUUAUUCUUGAGCCAUUAUAAUGUCUUAACAGUUUACAGUACAUAUUUAUGAAUGAGAUACGUGUUAAUGCAUGGAUAGAAUACUUAAGAAUGCAUGUUGACAAGAUGAACAUUUGUUCACAGUCUGUGUAAUAUAAACUAGGAAUACAAUACAAGAAAAUUUGAACCAUGGUCACCUUGAGCAGUAUUUUGCCCAGGGGUUCUCAGCCUUUGGUGUGUUGGACUACAUGAUGCCUGGCAAUAUGUUUUGUUCAGCCUGUGUACGUUUUUAUGAUAUUGUAUCAAUGUAAAAAUAGAAAAAGUUGCUACUAACAUAAGUUGUAAAAAACCCAUUUAAUAUUAAAUGGUUAAUAAUUAAAACAAAUAAGAAAUCUGUUAAUGAAAAUAAUUGAAUAAUAUGUGAACCUGUUUGCAAUAAUAAAUUAGUUUUAUACUUUUUCUAAUUGUGUUAAUUUAUAGCCUGGUGGCCUGCGACUUCAUAAGAAGGGGUAAAUAGGUCCCAGGUCUUAAAAGGUUGAGAACCCCUGACUUAGCCCUUUGGAAAACAAUUUUGUUUGUUUGGCACACCCUUGUAAAGUGAGUUUUGUUUUUCCACGCUUUUAUUAUUUCACCAGUUGAAAACAAGCCUAUCUGCAUCUGAUACUCAGACUUAAUAUAUUCAUAAUAUGGUUCUUCAAACUUUGUUUUCUUUUCGUUGUACUGUCAUGUAUACAGGAAGAAAGCUAGGAUAAAUGGCUGAAACAGACUGCAGUAAGCCCUUGAUAUCUGUUGUAAUCUGGGUCUUUAAAAUGUGAUGGAUACAGAAGUAUUGAAUCCUGUUAAAAUGGUAAUAUUUUAUACAUGCAGGUAUGUAUAGAAUUACAUUUUUAGAAAAUAUUUAAUAUUUUAAUAAUUUUAGUAAGGAGCCUAAAGUGCUGCUGUUGAGGACUGUAAAGUAUUUCCAAUUCAUGUCUCUACUGAACAUUCAUUUUCCAGCACUACUAUUCAAUUUUGGUUCCAAAUCAUGGCUUCUUGGCUUUUUUAAUUGACUGUCUGCUGAUUUUACUGUAAAAAUAAACAAAAAAUUGGCUAAGUACUACUGGCCUGUGAAACAGUGGAAGUGCUGUUGAUUAACUGAAGUAUGUGGUGCAUCUAAUACAUGUUCUAUGUUAUAUUUAUGAAUGCCGGGUAAUAGAAGACCAACAGGUAAAGGAAGCUGAUGAUGGCAGUUAUGGAAACUGUGAUGUUAAAGAGUGGGUAGAUGGAUAUGAGAAGUGGUGAAUUUAGAAUCAACAGGUAACGGGCUUACUGUAAACAGUUCCAAAUUGGUUUCACUACAUAAUUGUAAAUAGUAACAUUACAGUGUCCUAAGUUCAACGGAAUGUAAAGGCAGUUACAUAGUGACUAAUCAGAGCUAGAGUUCAGUUUGUAAAAACUUAAAAUGUAUUUCUUGUGUGUGUUUAAUCAGAAGUAACUGCAGAUUCUGAAUUCUUGUAUGGAUUUAAAAAUUAUUGCCAAUAAAUUUGUCUCAUAUUGGCUCCAUA
This is a messenger RNA of Zootermopsis nevadensis, 5109 nucleotides long. It is a transcript of the gene Myb, whose product is annotated as proto-oncogene like protein Myb. The record is from RefSeq and is a predicted model, not a curated record. Gene Ontology annotation, biological process: regulation of DNA-templated transcription. Gene Ontology annotation, cellular component: nucleus. NCBI's taxonomy places the organism in Eukaryota, Metazoa, Arthropoda, Insecta, Blattodea, Termopsidae. Gene Ontology annotation, molecular function: RNA polymerase II cis-regulatory region sequence-specific DNA binding; DNA-binding transcription factor activity, RNA polymerase II-specific.